UUUCACAGUGCCACGAAUUUCAAUCAAGAGAUCUAAGCUCAACAGUGGUCCACAAGUAUUAAACCGAAGUACAUCGUCUUCCCAACACUCAUUGAUCAAAGUUUCGCCACUAUGCGGCUGGGGCGAACCACACUAUUCGCUGUCCCACAUUUGCAUAUGGCCCAAUCGGCCAAGUCCGUCUUCAUUUUCUUCUUCUGGCCUUGCACAGCGCUCCGUGAAUUUCCCACCGCGGUGUGCCCUCAUUAUCACAACAAUGCAACGGAGCCGGCCGUCCGGCACAACUUAGACAGUACGACAUCUCAUCAAUGGCGUCAUCAUAGGGCUACCCGACCUAUCAUACUCACGAUAUGGCGAAAUUUGAGUCCCCUGAUUGCCGCCUAUCUGAUAUCAAAAUCACAUUGUCACUUGACUCUGUCAGCUGAAACGUCUAUCAGACGUUUAUCUGACAGUCUCUAUCGUGAGUCUCACGAUUCCGACGGUAUUGCAGGUCCUGCGAGUCCAAAGGAAUAUACGGAUGUCCCCCAGGUGACAAGGUGCGAGAUCAACGCGAAAGUUGCGUCACGGCACCGAACUCAAGACCACUUCUUUGUCACCUUCAAAUAUCUAUCUCUUCAGGGAUGUAAAACUCGUGUUCGACUUUACGGCAACCACCAUCAUCACAUCACAUGCACGUGAAUGAUUUCAUCGAUGUAACUGGACAUCCAUCAGAUACCGUACUUCCCCCGAGUAUGACGAAGCACGCCACGCCGCUCUCACAACGUACAUCGUUCAUAAUGAACAACUUCUUUCCAGCAAAUUAAGAUCGCGAUGUUCAUUUCCUUGCCUCCUGAAAAGAACUCUCGCGGUGUGAGAUACAAGAUACAAAAUCCUCGUAUCUUAGACCGCGCGUCACAUGGAACGCUUCACGGAGUCGGAGCGUCGUAUCCUGAGAUUCGAGCGUUCACCUCUAACGCAUGC
Messenger RNA from Suillus plorans, 957 nucleotides. RefSeq lists its product as uncharacterized. The transcript has 4 exons. Lineage: Eukaryota; Fungi; Basidiomycota; Agaricomycetes; Boletales; Suillaceae. The record is from RefSeq and is a predicted model, not a curated record. Bases 112 to 675 code for a protein of 187 amino acids.